Tachysurus vachellii is the source of this 2815-nucleotide messenger RNA. It is a transcript of the gene cavin1b, whose product is annotated as caveolae associated protein 1b. The record is from RefSeq and is a predicted model, not a curated record. Lineage: Eukaryota; Metazoa; Chordata; Actinopteri; Siluriformes; Bagridae. Gene Ontology annotation, biological process: termination of RNA polymerase I transcription; transcription initiation at RNA polymerase I promoter. The transcript has 2 exons. The coding region runs from base 207 to 1562 and encodes 451 amino acids. Gene Ontology annotation, cellular component: cytoplasm; caveola. Gene Ontology annotation, molecular function: rRNA primary transcript binding.
AUUUGAGUGUUUGUGUCCCUGUACUCCUGCUGCACAGAUCCUGGAUAGCACAGGGUAAGAGCUGACAAGUGUGGUAUUUCUCAGGAAAACAAGAGAAAGUGUUCAAACAAGAGGAGGUAACCCAAGGUAAAUUCCAGGCCACACUCAAGGACACAUAAAAAUCUCUUUAACUGUUCCAUUCUGUUAUCUGCAGUUUUACUUUUAUCAUGGAAGUGCUAGAAUUCCCCAGCCUGCAGCUAGACAGUGAGCAGCAAAAGACCCUAACUGAAGUAUCCGAUGAUGAGCUCAACCUUCCUCCUUCUGAGGAUGAGGAAGACGCAAUCACGGAGGCCAAAUCGAAGGAAGUUGUGGAGAAAGAAGAGGCAGAGGAAGGAGACACAGGCAAUGGGCAGAUGAAUGGGGUGAUGAUUCUGACUUUGCUGGAUAAGAUCAUCGGUAGAGUGGACCAGAUCCAGCAGACACAGGUCGGCUUGGAGGCUCGGCAACAAGAGAUGGAGCGCUCAGUCACUGGGAUUGAGGGGGAGCUCACCAAGUUGACCAAGAGUCACUCUACCACAGCCAACUCGGUGAACAAGAUGCUAGAGAAAGUGCGCAAAGUGAGUGUGAAUGUGAAGACAGUACGCAGUAACCUGGAGAAGCAGGGCAGCCAGAUAAAGCGGCUGGAGAGCAAUGAGAAUGAGCUUCUCAAGAGGAGAAACUUUAAAGUCAUGAUUUACCAGGAUGAUGUGAAACUUGCUUCAAAGACCACAGUGGCAAAGUCCUUGAAAGUGCACCAGCCAGCAGAGGGUGACAUUGAGCUUAAAGGCAUUGUAGAGGAGGGUGAAGAGGCUGGAGGAGAGAAGGCUCAUCUGGAGCUGUCAUCUGAUGAAGAAGAAGUAGAAAUUGAGGAGACUAUUGAAGAGACCCGAGCGGAACGCAUCAAACGCAGCAGCCUUCAACGGGUCCAAAAUAUCAAAACAGCCUUUUCCAAGGAGAAGAUGGAGAAAACCAAGCAAAAGACAAAGGAGAACCUUGAGAAAACAAAGCAAAAGACCAAAGAGAACUUGGAGAAGACACGGAUGAAGACCAAAGAAAACCUGGAAAAAACUAAGCAAAAGACCAAAGAGAACUUGGAGAAGACCAGGCAGAAGACACGGGAGAAUCUAGAAAAGACACGCCACAACAUUGAGAAGAAAAUGGGCAAGCUCAGCACUCGUAUGGCUGUCAAUCCUGAGCAUAAAGAGAAGAUGAAAUCCUCACAGAAGAAGAUGGUGAAGUCUUUCACACCUGAUCACACUAUAUAUGCUCGGUCUAAAACUGCCGUUUACAAGGUACCACCAUUCACCUUUCAUGUGAAGAAAAUCCGUGAAGGGGAAAUAGAAAUCCAAGGCACAGAAAUGGUGGAAGUGGGUGGAGAAACAGAGGAGGUAGAGAAUGGAGUAGUGGAGGGAGGAGAAGAAGAAGAGAUGGAGAUGGAGGGAGAAGAGAUGGAAGAGAUGGAGGAGAGUGCUGAGAUGCUGGAGACAGGAGAGGAUUCAGAGCUGGUGAUUGCAGAGAAGGAUCAUGAUAGAGAUAGUGAUUAGAUGAGUGUGUGUCUGUGUGUGUGAGAGAGUAUGUGUGUUCAUGAUGAUGAUGUGUGCAUUAAUGGCAGAAAAGAUGAGUCUCAUUGCAAAUGGAUGUUGACAGUUUAAGGUUUGGUAUAUAUACUAGAUGAUUGCUCAGCUAAUUUGCAGCAGGUAUAGGGUAAUCAAAAGAUGUUUUAAAAAGAUAUCAAAAGAUAAUGACAAUUCAUUAAUAGGUUAAUUAAUAUACUAACACACCUACCUACGUACAGUUAAUGUAGUCAGCAAACAGUUUGACAUAAUCUAGUCAAACACAAACAUGUUUCAUUUAAGCAUGAGAAGAAAAAAAAAUCCUUUAAUAUUUUUCCAUGUACUCAAAUCCGAAUUUAUUUUUUUUUUAUAUUUUUUUCUUUAUUUUUGGAGGCACAGUUACUGGAUUCUGUUGUUACACUGAAAUUUUAUUUUGUUAAUCUAUAUCAAUCUACAACUCACAUUAAUGAUUUUAACCACCAGCCCGAUGUGGCUGCUUUGCACCUUUCUAUACAGUAGCAACCAUCACCACAGCACUACAACCUCAUAUUAACAAAAACUCCACAAGCACAAUAAUAUGUAAUGUUCUUAGAAAAAGACAUUUUGUUGGUCUUGGUGUCUAUACCUAUCUGGUGCUAUAACAGAAACUGACAUUAAAAAUAUUUUACAAAGGGUUAGAUGAGGACUAAAUAAUAUUAAUUUUAUAAAAAAGACAUUCCUUUAUUCAGUGUUGGAUUCAUGCAUAAAACAAUAAAGUAAAAUAUAACUAUUACCAAACUGUAGUAGUAUGAAUAGUAUUUCUUUUUUUUUUAAUACAUCACUGCUGUCAAUAUACAAUAGUAGUUAGUCUCUGUCCCAAUCAUGCAGACAAUAUGCCCUUCUUUCAAUCCAUAUUUAGAUAGGUAUGAAGCCUUCCAUGAGCUGCGUCUUGGGUAUUGGAACAGAAACAAAAUGUGCAUAUAUCCAGGAUUGUGAUUUAUUUUGCUGCAUUAUAGAGAGCAUGUGUAAUCUUCUUCUUUGAAAGCAUCACCAAUACAUUUUUCUUUUUUAUUGCUCAUAUAUUUCAGAUUAUAUUUAGGCACCAGUCAUCCUUCUCAGUCGCCAAGUACCAUAUCUACACUUUAAUAUUUUACAUGUGCACAUUUUAGUUUGUUUUAGUCUUAUUUUGCUUUGCAACUGAUCUGUAUGUAUCUAAUAAUGUCUCACUGUGUACUAAUAUGUUAAUAAAAGCUGACUUAUACACA